CAGACCUUGCUUCUAAACUUCUAAAUUUCUAUGGUUUGUUGGAAUCCAGACCACACCUUCCCAAAAACCUUCUCUGAUCUCCUCACCCCGUCUCUGCAUAACAUAGCUUGAAAGGGUGUGGGAGGAUGCUCAGCUUGUGCAGGGAGAAGAAGGGACAUCCUCAUGACCUCCUGCUUGCCUCUCUGCUUGACCCACCUUCUCAGGACUAUUCAGCAGGUCCCAGGGGCCAGUUCCGCAUCCCCUGCUGCCCAGUGCACCUCAAACGCCUUCUCAUCGUGGUUGUGGUGGUGGUCCUUGUCGUCGUGGUCAUCGUGGGGGCCCUGCUCAUGGGUCUUCAUAUGAGCCAGAAACAUACUGAGAUGGUCCUUGAGAUGAGCAUUGGGGCACCAGAAACCCAGAAACGCCUACCCCUGGGUGAGCACAUGGAUACUACAGCCACCUUUACCAUCGGCUCCACAGGCAUCGUUGUAUAUGACUACCAGCGGCUCCUAACUGCCUAUAAGCCAGCCCCAGGAACCUACUGCUACAUCAUGAAGAUGGCUCCAGAGAGCAUCCCCAGUCUUGAUGUUCUCACUAGGAAAUUCCAGAACUUCCAGGCUAAGUCACCACCACCUGCUUCCAAGCUGAGCCAGGAGGAAGGGCAUGAUGCAGGCUCUGAGUCCUCCGGAGGAGACCUGGCUUUCCUGGGUCUUGCUGUGAGCACCUUGUGUGGAGAGCUGCCGCUGUACUACAUCUAGGGCUUUUCAGGGUCCGAUGAAGCAACAUUGGGCAGGAAGGACCAGCAGCAAAGCGUCUUUGUAGACAGGCAGGAAGCUACCCCUGCCCAGCCGGGCACUGGAGCUGGCACUGGAGCUGUGGGAGAGUGUGGGAGCCAGUAGAGGAGAGGAGUCUCGCAUGAGCCAGGGGGUUCCUACCACAAAAGAAUAAA
Molecule: messenger RNA, 928 nt
Organism: Nannospalax galili (Upper Galilee mountains blind mole rat)
Lineage: Eukaryota; Metazoa; Chordata; Mammalia; Rodentia; Spalacidae
Gene: Sftpc
Product: surfactant protein C
Exons: 5
Coding region: 126-737 (203 amino acids)
Biological process (GO): respiratory gaseous exchange by respiratory system
Cellular component (GO): alveolar lamellar body; extracellular region
Source: RefSeq, a predicted model, not a curated record